AUGGUGAAUGAAGGGAAAUUGAAUAUCAAUGCUCCUCUCAUGUCUGUGAGGCGUUCUGUAUGUACACCAACAUCCUCAACUGAAGUAAAAACAAAGAUACUAGCGAAUUCAGCACAAGUCCUUCCAUGCAACAAGUCUGAAAUGAUUCAAAAUCAGGUAACGAAACCUGUUGUCGUGCCUAAAACAAGAUCUUUGAGGGACAUUUUGAAUAAAGUAGAUCAUGAAAAAGGAAUAGAAGAUGAGAAGGUAACAAAUUUGGAAGAGGAUGAUGAUGAUGACGAAGGCGAUGCUUUUUCGGAUGCUUUAGAAACACUGUCUUCAACAGAAUCAUUAUGUGUAAGUGGUUUGGAUAAUUUGGAUGCAAACAAGUGUAGAACAUCUUCUAAUGAUGAUAAACAAGCUCAAGACUUCAUGAUGAACCGUUUUUUACCGGCUGCAAAGGCUAUGACUUUACAACCACAUCAACAUGCUCCAAGAAAACAAUCUGUUCUGUUGGAACAGCCUAGCACCAAAUUGGUUAGUGAUGAAAAGAAAUUCUAUGUUAAUAAUAUGGCAAUCACCGACAUUAUACCAUACACUGGUCAAUAUGAAGAGGAGGAAUCAGAAUCAGAAUCAGAAGAAGAAAGUGACCAUGAAACUGAUGAUCAUGCAAAUAUAUCAGCUAAGGGUUGUGGAUUAUUUCCUAGUUCAUGCAUUAAGAAUUCAUUGUGCUUAUUAAAUCCAAUGCCCGAGGCAAAAACAGACAACCAUAUUCCCAUGUGGUCUUCCUACGAGGUUGAAAAACCUAACAAAAGUUCUCAUUUUAGCUCCUAUAGAUCAGGUCCAACCAUAAAGAAGGCUUGGGAUGCUAUUCAUAAAAGCAAAUCAAGCUCUGGGGCUAGUGAAUCAAAGAGGUAUAAUACUUACUCCGCUGAACCGAAUCAGAUAAGUAGGGUCGCUUCAUUUCGUCGGUCAGGUGCUGCUAGCGUAUCUUCUUUUCAAAGUAAUUCGCACUCUACGGCUGAGAAUAAUCAAUCUAAAAAACAUGAAAGUUUUCAAGAAUUGCAAUCACAGGGAUCCCAAAGAAGUUCAAAUUCAAGGAAUCUUUCAAUAGAAAAAACAUUAUACUCAGAUACUUGUAGUACUAAGAGUUCAUUUGACAAAGAUACAAACAUCAACAGCAACCAAAUUGUUGUAGUUGAUGGCUCAGAAAAAACUGAUCAUAAAUGUGUUAUGCACCUUCUUUCUCCACCAUUGCCGAAGUCACCUUCUGAGUCGUGGCUUUGUCGCGUCUUGCCCUUAGUUUCUUUCAAGAAUUCACUCGCAUAUUCGAGUCGCGGAACACAACAAUCACAUGCUGCUAAAAUGAUAGGUUACAGUAGAGCAUCCAGCUAUAGCAAGUGGGAAACAAUAGUGAAAACAUCAAAUUUGCAUCAUGAUCAUGAAUGCUGUUCUCAGGAACUAACCAUAUAUAAGUCUCAGCAUUCAAAAUCUUAG
Molecule: messenger RNA, 1476 nt
Organism: Vicia faba (fava bean)
Lineage: Eukaryota; Viridiplantae; Streptophyta; Magnoliopsida; Fabales; Fabaceae
Source: the annotation of a GenBank genome assembly